Molecule: messenger RNA, 806 nt
Organism: Drosophila albomicans
Lineage: Eukaryota; Metazoa; Arthropoda; Insecta; Diptera; Drosophilidae
Exons: 1
Coding region: 377-568 (63 amino acids)
Source: RefSeq, a predicted model, not a curated record
ACGAAGUUGCUACGCGAAGUGAGAGGCGAUUUGCAAAUGCGCAUGCCCCGUCGGUGGGAUGCUGUGGGAGGACCCCGGUUAUCCUGUGGCCGCUCGGCAAUGUUUUUAUAGAGAAAUGCGAGACGAUUGAGACUUCGGGCAGCAACAGGACUGCAAACAUGGCCAACAAACUGAAGUGUUGUCAUUUCCAAAGCGUCAGAACAUAAACAUUGCCUGCGAAACAGUUCGAGCGAUACAAACAACAAAUAUUACGAACGCAACACAAAGUGCAGUCGAGAUUUUUGAUCAAAGCGAAAAGUCAUAGAAGUGCAGCAUAGAAGUCAAAAGAAAACGCAACAGAGAAAAAGAGUUGUGCGAUAAUCAAAGUGCAAAUCAAAUGUGUCUGUAUUUGGGUGUCGUGGAGCAUUUGGUGGAUGUGGUCGCCUAUUGUGUGUGCCGCGUGCUGGAGUUGUCGCUGGUCACUUUCAUGAUGAUGUGCAGCACCGCCAAAGCCAAGUUGGCCAAUGUGCAACUCACCUUUGCCAGCAGCAGCAACAGAAACAAUGAGCUAACACUGGCCGAGCAAUGACCCAUCAGAGCAAGUGACAGGAAUGAAGCUGGUGAAAAUUUGGAUGUCUUCAGUGGCGGCGGCUACAGCACUUGAGGCAAGCAUCAGUCUGAUGCCGUGACAAGAGACAAGGGAGAAGGGGGUCUGCAAUGUGUGACAUUUUAAUUUAAGAGACUUUUCUACGAAAUAAUAUAUGUGUUAUAUAUGUAUGUGGAAUACACUUGUAUGUAUGUAUGUAUGUAUAUGUAAUUGUGUGUCU